Molecule: messenger RNA, 1444 nt
Organism: Syzygium oleosum
Lineage: Eukaryota; Viridiplantae; Streptophyta; Magnoliopsida; Myrtales; Myrtaceae
Product: purple acid phosphatase 17
Exons: 7
Coding region: 147-1157 (336 amino acids)
Molecular function (GO): acid phosphatase activity; ferric iron binding; ferrous iron binding
Source: RefSeq, a predicted model, not a curated record
GGACACGCUCUCUGUGUGUUCAACGUUCUUGGAUUGUCAGUCUUUCUCCUUCCCUUUGUCUCUCUGGUUUUGAGGCCCCCCCCCUUUUUCUUUUUUCCUUUCGUGCGAAGCUAGCCUCAGAGAGAGAGAGAGAGAGAGAGAGAGAGAUGGGCGGUGGUGGUGAAGUGUGCAGCAGAAGGAUGGCUCUUGUGGGUGGCGUCGGGCUGGUGGUGCUCGCGUUGGCGCUGGUCUCGGCUCGUGCGGAGCUCCGGAGGUUCGAGCAGCCCGUGAAGCCCGACGGGUCGAUCGGGUUCCUGGUGGUGGGCGACUGGGGUCGACGUGGUGAUUACAACCAAUCUCGGGUUGCUGUCCAGAUGGGGAGGGUUGGGGAGAAGCUAGACAUAGACUUUGUGGUAUCAACAGGAGACAAUUUCUAUGACAAUGGCUUGACUGGUGAGCAUGACCCUGCUUUUGAGGAGUCAUUCACCAACAUCUACACUGCCAAGAGCUUGCAAAAACAAUGGUACAGUGUGCUGGGCAACCAUGAUUACAGAGGAGAUGCAGAGGCACAGUUGAGCCCUCUCCUGAGAAGAAUUGAUAGGAGAUGGCUCUGUUUGAGAUCUUUCAUUGUCAAUGCAGAAUUGGUUGAGAUCUUCUUCCUGGACACCACCCCGUUCGUCAAAUCCUACUUCACCGAUGCAGAGGGACAUACCUACGAUUGGCGCGGCAUUAAAUCGCGCAAGACUUACAUCGCCAACCUGCUUAAGGAUGUGGAAUCGGCGCUGAAGGCGUCAACCGCGAAGUGGAAGAUCGUCGUCGGCCACCAUGCUAUCCGAAGCAUAAGUCAUCAUGGCGAUACUAAAGAGCUCCUCAAGUAUCUCCUCCCGAUUCUUCGGGCGAACAGCGUUGACUUCUACGUGAACGGGCACGACCAUUGCCUCCAACAGAUUGGGGACACCGAAAGCCCAAUACAAUUCCUAACGAGCGGAGCAGGGUCGAAAGCAUGGAGGGGCGACAUCAAAGAAACUAACAUAGGCGACGUGAGCUUCUUCUACGACGGGCAAGGGUUCAUGUCCGUGCGCUUGACUCGGUCCGACGCGGAGAUCGCCUUCUACGAUGUCUUUGGCGAGGUCUUGCACACGUGGACCGUGUCGAAGCAGCUUCACUCCGCAAUCUAGAGAUAUACCCAUUUGAGCAGAGAGAGAGGGAUCUCUCACUGAAGGCACCGUGUAUCAGUAUGGGCCUUUGAUUUUGUACAUGAGUUUCAGUGAUUUAUUUUGUUAGAUGUAAUAUCACUAGGAGAGUGGUGCCUGAGCAAAGCCCCAAUUGGAGGCACCAUGUACCCGUAUGGGACAAGAGUACCUUUCUAAAUUAAAAGCUUUGGGGGUUAUUCGAGAAACAGAGGUUACCCGAUGUCACAAAUCCCAAUCGAACUUUUGGCUAGAAUAAAAUCGCAAUAUUCAAA